Musa acuminata AAA Group (dessert banana) is the source of this 411-nucleotide messenger RNA. Its product is annotated as protein RALF-like 33. The transcript has a single exon. The coding region runs from base 1 to 411 and encodes 136 amino acids. The record is from RefSeq and is a predicted model, not a curated record. NCBI's taxonomy places the organism in Eukaryota, Viridiplantae, Streptophyta, Magnoliopsida, Zingiberales, Musaceae.
AUGGCUACGACCGACCUGUCUCGGGUUCAUCCAUUUAGGAGAGCUCAAACAAGUACAAAACCGAGGGAGAGGAAGAUGCGCAGAUCAUUCUUCUUCCUGCUGUGUGCAUCGGUCCUUUUGGCCGACGUCCUUCCGUGGGACGUCUCCGGCGCUGCUGCACGCUCGACCUGCAACGAGACGCAAGGCCGUGGAUGCCGAGUGGAGGAGGAAGAAGAAGACGUGGAGUUUGAGCUGGACUCGGAUAUCAACAGAAGGCUGCUUGCAGGCGGGAAUCGGUACAUUGUUAAUGGAGCUCUCGCCCCGGAUCGCGCAGUCUGUGGAAGCAGCAAUGGCAGGAGUUACAACUGCAACGGCAAGUCGGGUCAGACGGGCGGCGGAAGGGAGUGCGGUCGGGACUACUUCCGUUGCUGA